GACUGUGUGUGUGUGUGUGUGUGUGUGUGUGUGUGUGUGUUUACUCCGGUCAGGACUGGACUCUCGUCAGUAAACACACACACACACUCACUCAUUUGUCAGUCAUUAACUCCAGCUUCAUCCUCAAACUUCAGCUUCUCGUCUUCAAACGUCGGUAAGAUCUGAUUGGCUGCAGCUGGGCGUGACAUCAUGAACGUGCGAUGGCUCUGUACGUCCUCUGCCGUCAUGCUGUGGUGUGCGGCAGUACUCAGUGUGUCCAUCUUCUCCGACCCUCCUGACGCCCACAUGCUGCUGCGCUCCCGUCGGGCUAACAGCUUCCUGGAGGAGCUGAAACCUGGCUCCAUGGAACGUGAGUGUGUGGAGGAAAAUUGUAACUUUGAAGAAGCCCGAGAAAUCUUUCAAACUGCAGAAGCCACACUGGAGUUCUGGAUGGUUUACACCGAUGGAUCGCAGUGUAAAUCUCACACUUGUGUCCACGGCACCUGUGUGGAUCUGUUCCAGUCCUUCGCCUGUCGCUGUCACCCUGGAUACGAGGGACGAUUGUGCGACCAGAUUGUUUCAGCCACAAACUGCUCGGUGGACAACGGCGGCUGUGACCACGACUGUGUGGUGAUCGAACACCGUCAAAGACGACAGUGCAGCUGCUCCACUGGGUACAAGCUGCACCAGCACGGCAGGAAGUGUAUACCAGAAGGAACCUCCUCCUGUGGCCAGCUGCUGAUUGGCAGGACAUCGUACACCAAACCCAAGGAUGGUCUGCUGCCCUGGAUGGUGGGAGGAGAGGUGGGGAAGAAGGGAGAGAGUCCGUGGCAGGUUCUGAUUCUGAACCCCAGUGGAGAGUUCCACUGCGGCGGCGUCCUCAUCGACGAGAGCUGGGUUCUGACCGCUGCCCACUGCCUCGAGAAAUACAUGAGGUUCAGAGUACGACUUGGAGACUACGAGCGUUACAGGGACGAAGGCACCGAGAAAACCCUGAAGGUCCAGCAGACCUUCAAUCACCCGGACUACGACUCCAUGACCCUGGACAACGACAUCGCCCUGAUGCGUCUGGAGAACCCCGCUCCGUUCUCCGACUACAUCCUUCCCAUCUGUCUGCCGAGCAAGGACUUGGCCGAGCGGGUCCUGCACCUCAAUGGUACCAUGACCGUGGUGACGGGCUGGGGAACCGAUGAACAGGACAGCACCCACUACGCCUCGGUGCUCAAUGUCAUCAAGGUGCCCCUAGUGGAGCACAGUGUCUGCUCAGCCCACAUGUCAAACAACAUUAGCCAAAACGUCCUCUGUGCUGGUUUCCUGGGACAGAGGAUGGACGCCUGCAACGGGGACAGCGGGGGGCCCAUGGUCACCCUGUACCGCAACACCUGGUUCCUGGUGGGCUUGGUGUCUUGGGGCGAGUCCUGCGGCCGUGUGGACAAACUGGGCAUCUACACCAAGGUGUCCAACUACAACGAGUGGAUCAACCGCGUGCGUGAAGAGUGGGACAAAAGUCAUGGUCCUCAACCGAGGGUUCCCGGUCCCUGAUCCGCCUGGAUCUGGUUCUCUGAGAUGAAGUUCUCAGAACCCCCUGAGAUGUUUCACACUCGAGUCAAUAAAGGUCGUCUCACCCACAA
Messenger RNA from Cynoglossus semilaevis (tongue sole), 1610 nucleotides. It is a transcript of the gene proca, whose product is annotated as protein C (inactivator of coagulation factors Va and VIIIa), a. The coding region runs from base 190 to 1521 and encodes 443 amino acids. Gene Ontology annotation, molecular function: calcium ion binding; serine-type endopeptidase activity. The record is from RefSeq and is a predicted model, not a curated record. NCBI's taxonomy places the organism in Eukaryota, Metazoa, Chordata, Actinopteri, Pleuronectiformes, Cynoglossidae. Gene Ontology annotation, cellular component: extracellular region. The transcript has 9 exons. Gene Ontology annotation, biological process: proteolysis; blood coagulation.